This is a messenger RNA of Exophiala viscosa, 1914 nucleotides long. RefSeq lists its product as uncharacterized. Gene Ontology annotation, biological process: DNA-templated transcription. Lineage: Eukaryota; Fungi; Ascomycota; Eurotiomycetes; Chaetothyriales; Herpotrichiellaceae. The transcript has 3 exons. The coding region runs from base 1 to 1914 and encodes 637 amino acids. Gene Ontology annotation, molecular function: zinc ion binding; DNA binding. The record is from RefSeq and is a predicted model, not a curated record.
AUGUACCAUGCUUAUUUCUCUGAUGGAUUGAAUGCACUUAAUCGACAAUUGUCUAUCCAGGCGGAGACGGUGAGCCCUCUGGAAAGUUUGGGUCGGCAAUACAUGAAUAUUCGACAUCGCUGCCCUGUCCUUACCCUGGAAAUGCUUGGUGAGGUUCCGAAUCAUGGUCAGAGUAACGUCCUCUUCCGAACCUGGCUGUCCGGAUUUCAGCUCUUUAACCCACUUAUGGAUAUGUCGAAUGUCUUGGACAAAUACCAAGAAUUCUGGCAUUGGUACGAACACAGAGGCAGCGAAGACAAGGUAGUUCCAGACUCAGGAUAUGUGCCUCUUAUUUUCGCAAUAUGGUUCGCUGGAUGCAUGUGCAUGUCGAAAGAAGGAUUCAACCUCUGGUUUCCCCAAGCUGAACGUCACCUACUGUCUGCACACUUUCAGGACAAGGUUAUGAAGUUUCUAAAUCUCUUGUCAUUCCCGCAGGCUUCCUCAUUACACAAGCUGUCAGCGUUUCUGACCGUAUUGGCAAGUCGUGAGUCCAGUCAGGACACUUUGAGCACAGGAGUUGAACUAGGCCUGGCUCUCCGAGUAGCUCAGUCUAUGGGCUUACACCGAGAUCCAAAGCGUUUUAGCCUUGCAUCUUGGGAAAUCAAUACGAGAAGGCAAAUAUGGUGGCAUAUCUUGCAGGCUGAUAGCGCGCUGGCCUUGGCCACAGGGCUCCCAGUGCUUGUGGAUGAUAGGGAUUUCUGGGACACGAAGAGUGCUUCACAAGUAGAAGAGUUGCAACGUGAGGAUUCUUCUAGUUGCUCGCACCGAAGGCUGAUUGCGAGACAAAGAAACUCGGCAGAAAAAACCAAGAGGAACCUGCGGCUCCGAGAGCUCACCCUCCCUAGCACAAACUCAAGAUCUUUCGUCCCUCAGCAAGCGUAUCCUCUCGAGUUGACUGCAGCUCGAGAUUUGGUCAGGAUACGUCGCGGCACGCAUCCUGUGGGCCAGAUGGAUAUUGAGCGCGCAAGAUACAUCCUUACAACUCUCGAGCAUGACAUGAAGACGAUAAUCAAAAGGUUGAUCUUAUCAGAAACGACACUGACGCAGCAAACGUCUCCAGAGUGUGUUCUGAACCACUGUUGCUCAGCAGACACAAGUUCAAAAAUGCUGUGGGAGCCGACGCACUUCGAUCUAGAGCUGGAACCCAGCACUAAGGAAGCCCCAAUCUCCCGCGGACUGAUCGAUGAACUCUUUGGACUCUCGGGGUUUCUCGCUGAUCUAGGAGCGAAUGGGAAUAACGAAGAAUGGACCAUGAUAUUGAGGCUACGUUCAACUGUUUGGCAGAGGGUGGGUCUCAAUCCAAGCGUGUUCUGGACCGAAGAGCAGCACCACGAAGCCGACGCCACAAGAACCUCAAACCCGACUGCACAGCCGGACUUAGCAAGUCAGAUUCCUCAGAUGCACCCUGGCGGAACAGGAGGAGAUCAAUAUGACAGGGAAACUACACUUUCAAAACUCCAGGCCCCCGCAAGAACGUUGCAUAAUACGCUCCCGGCUGAAAAAAGACAGGCCGCAGAAAUCGGAAGCUCGAAACGGUCCAUUUCGAGCUCUGACGAGCUAGAUAAUCUCAACUCAAUCCUGUGUGUAGCUUCGAAUACUGAAUUGGGGACACAAGAUGACCCACAGAGAAAACCCGACACACAGUCACGCAAUGCACCCUGUGAGACGGUCGCGAUGGAAGUGAUCACGGACGCUUUCCAGCAUGAAGUUUCUGCUCAAACCGCUGUCGAUCCUAAGCCUCUUCACCGGGUCAAGGCUCCAUUCGACUGGAGGGCUUGGGAUAAUGUCUUCGGACAACAUCUCAGCAUCAAUUUUGACGUUAGUUCUGUGGCAUGGGCAGAUAUCGACUCUUUGAGGCUAGAAAGCUCCAGAUAG